Molecule: messenger RNA, 1245 nt
Organism: Nicotiana tabacum (common tobacco)
Lineage: Eukaryota; Viridiplantae; Streptophyta; Magnoliopsida; Solanales; Solanaceae
Source: RefSeq, a predicted model, not a curated record
AUGAGUUCUUCACCACACUCGGCUGAAACUCUAGCUUUUGGUACUCCCACCACCAAUGUUCCUGCACAUGGAGUUACCAUUGCUUCAGGAGUGAUUGACUCUACUCAUCCUUACUACCUUCACCCUUCUGACUAUCCAGGGAUGAACUUUGUAUCCUCAUCUUUUGAUGGAAAGGAUAUGGAGGUUGGAAAAGGGCAGUUAUCAUUGCCAUGUCUGCAAAGAACAAGUUGGGAUUUAUUGAUGGUUCUCUUAUCUUCCCAAAAACUGAUUCUGCAAUCCAGCAAGCCUGAGCAAGAUAGUGCAAAUGAUCUAUGGAGUGACCUGGAAGAUAGAUUUGGUCAGGCAAAUGGAGCAAAGUUCUUUCAAUUACAAAAGGAAUUAAGUUUAGUAGUACAUGGAAAUUCAAGUGUAUCAACUUACUUCACCAAAAUGAAGAGCCCAUGGGAUGAACUAGAUGCACUCAACACUUUUUCUGUUUGUGUUUGUGAGUGUGAGUGUGGGAAAAAAGUGAAGAGCUUGAAGGCACAUCAAGAUGAGAGACUACUGCAGUUCCUAAUGGGACUGAAUGACAUAUUUAUUGGGAGGGAGAUACAUGCUACCCCUGCAUACCCAGGGGAGUCUGCCUCAUUCAUUGCUACAAACCAAUCAGGACACUUCAGAAAGCUUAAUGAAAACAGGAUGCAGAAAACAAGUUUUGAAUUUAAGAAAAAUGCAGGAAUUUGUUCCUAUUGCAAGAAGCCUGGACAUAGCAUAGACAAGUGCUAUAGGAUUCAUGGGUUUCCAGCUGACUUCAAGUUUACAAGGCAGAAAAUUUUUCAGAUAGGACAAAACAGUGCAGGAACCUCUGAUGCUGCAGCAAAAGUGAUCUGUGCUGGUAUGCCCAACUUCUCUGAAGAUAUUGCCUGUUUAAAUCAAAUCAGUAGUGAUUCUUGGAUAUUGGAUAGUGGAGCAACAAUGUCUUUCAACAAAGAAUUUUUCACAAAUUUAAAAACCUUGCCAAAACCUCUCAUGGUCAAACUCCCUAACUCUUAUAGAAUUAAAGUCACUUAUUCAGGAACUGUGCCCCUUUUGCCUAAUCUAUUUCUGCAGAAUGUGCUCUAUAUUCCAUCUUUUAAAUAUAAUCUGUUGUCUGUGCACAAGUUGUGCAAACAACUCAAGCAAUAUGUCUUAUUCACUCCCUUUUCUUGUUUCCUUCUACAAGGCCCUUCAAUGAAGAGCCCACUGGAAAUUGGUAAAGAUAAAUGA